Messenger RNA from Bradysia coprophila, 2521 nucleotides. It is a transcript of the gene YME1L, whose product is annotated as ATP-dependent zinc metalloprotease YME1L. The record is from RefSeq and is a predicted model, not a curated record. Gene Ontology annotation, molecular function: ATP-dependent peptidase activity; ATP binding; ATP hydrolysis activity. Gene Ontology annotation, cellular component: mitochondrial inner membrane. NCBI's taxonomy places the organism in Eukaryota, Metazoa, Arthropoda, Insecta, Diptera, Sciaridae. Gene Ontology annotation, biological process: mitochondrion organization; protein quality control for misfolded or incompletely synthesized proteins.
AAGUUCCUUUUGUUCUCUUGUGUCACACACACAAAAAAUUUGACAAAAUGACAAAAUAAAAAAAACUCAGCCAAAAUCAAAUUUUACUUUUACCGAUUUCAUCUAUUGCCUAGACAAAAUAUAAACAUUGAAGUUAAUGUGCAAGAAACUCGUAAACAAUAGAAAAUAUGUUUUCGUUACCGAGUCAUAAUCAGCAAUUCCUAUUUCAUCUGAGCCAAAUUUCACCUCGUCGAAAUAAUAUCACAUUAAAACACAAGCAGAAGAAGAAUCCUAACCUAAAUAACGAAUUAGUUCUUUCACACAAUAAUGUUGAACGGCUAAGCGAUAGUUUAAAUGAAGCGCUAAGAAAUUUCAAAUCAUCUCCACAAAUCGGAGUUUUGGAUGUGCCCGUUGAUGCGGUUGUAUCGACAAAAUUGCCUUACAUUUUGCGAAAUUACGACAAUUUUUUGAAAGAUGACAAGAUGUGGAAAGUGUCGUAUGUUUCGUCGGAAUCAUUUGCUAAGAAUCGAGGCGAACCCUACGGGCCGAUAAGCAGUAGUAGCAACAAUUUAUCCGAACUGAUUCGAAGUUUAUGCCAACAAACAAAAUUGGGAUACACCGUGCAGAGGAGAGGUUUCAAAACCCAGAGAGCCAUAGAAGCACAGUUGAAAAGGAAUCCAACAGUUUCAUCUCGACUGCGAGAUUUGUUUGCUCCAAGUGGUACGGUAAAGUCGUUGGAUGCAUUAGCAAUUACAGGAACAUCGUUGAAACAUAAUGAAACACUAGGCAAACUGUUACUGCAACAAGACGAUGGUGUGCUAAAGGAUGAUAAUAAACACCGAAUAAAAAUUGCAUUCGCCGAAGGAUAUUUAGCUGGUAACACGAAUGCCGAUGGUACUCAGAAAGGUGGCAAAGCGAUGAAGUAUUUGAAGGUCUUCCAGCAAUUGCUGAUAAUUGUAGUUUUCUUGGGAAUUCUUUCGAGUUUGUUUUCGUCAACCAAUGGAUCAAUGUUUAGAAUUCAACUUGGACCACAAGUGGAGGUGGAUCCAGAGGACAUCAGCAUAACAUUCAACGAUGUUAAAGGAUGCGACGAAGCUAAGCAAGAGCUUAAAGAAGUCGUUGAAUUCUUAAAAAAUCCAGAAAAGUUUUCAACGCUCGGUGGAAAAUUGCCGAAAGGUGUACUACUCGUCGGACCACCAGGAACUGGCAAGACGCUGUUAGCCAGGGCAGUCGCGGGAGAGGCUGGUGUUCCGUUUUUCCAUGCUGCUGGUCCGGAAUUCGAUGAAGUGCUAGUCGGUCAGGGUGCAAGACGUGUUCGAGACUUAUUUAAGGCAGCCAAAGACCGUGCACCAUGCGUAAUUUUUAUCGAUGAGAUCGAUUCAGUGGGCGCAAAGCGUACAAAUUCCGUUCUUCAUCCAUAUGCGAAUCAGACAAUAAAUCAAUUGUUGUCGGAAAUGGAUGGCUUCCAUCAAAACGAAGGUGUUAUCGUGUUAGGAGCGACUAAUCGUCGUGAUGAUUUAGACGGAGCAUUGCUGAGACCGGGCCGAUUUGAUGUGGAAGUAGUUGUACCAACACCGGACUUUCAUGGAAGGCAAGAGAUUUUGUCUCUCUAUUUGGAGAAAAUUUUGCACAAAGACAUCGACGUACCGUUAUUGGCGCGUGGAACGACUGGAUUUACUGGAGCCGAUUUAGAAAAUAUGGUUAACCAAGCAGCCUUACGUGCUGCAAUUGAUGGUGCGGAGGUUGUUUCCAUGAAAUAUUUGGAAAGUGCGCGCGAUAAAGUACUUAUGGGGCCUGAACGGAAAGCACGCCUUCCCGAUGAAGAAGCGAAUCAAAUUACAGCCUACCAUGAAGGUGGACACGCAAUUGUUGCUUUUUACACCAAGGAAUCUCAUCCCUUACAUAAAGUUACAAUAAUGCCCAGGGGACCGUCGUUAGGUCAUACUGCGUACAUACCGGAAAAGGAACGGUAUCAUGUAACUAAGCAACAAUUGUUAGCCAUGAUGGACACAAUGAUGGGCGGACGUGCUGCCGAAGAGUUAAUAUUUGGACCUGAGAAAAUUACGUCAGGCGCAAGCAGUGACCUGAAACAAGCGACAUCGAUUGCUCAACACAUGGUGAAAGAUUGGGGAAUGUCGGAAAAAGUUGGUUUAAGAACUAUUGAAGGACCAAAGGGAUUAAUGAAUGGCGAUAUUCUUGGUCCUAACACAAGUGAAUUGGUUGAUGCGGAGAUUAAAAAAAUUUUAUCUGAAAGCUACGAACGAGCUAAAGCUAUUCUAAAAGCCCACGCUAAGGAGCACAAAGCGUUAGCUGAAGCAUUGAUGAAAUACGAGACCCUAGACGCAGACGACAUCAAAGCUAUAAUGGCUGGCGAAAAAAUUCCAGCAGAUGUCGUAAAUUGAACGUAGCAUUACAGAGGGUAGCCAAUAAAUUAUUUGUAACAAGUGCUUGUGUACACUGAGUUCAUCUUAUAAUUUUGAAGGAAGCAAACAUUGUUAAACUUAUUAAACUUAUUUGAUAAAAUAGCCAUAAAUUCCAAAAA